GCUCAUAAGGUUCAGAUCAGCCUUCCGGGGAGGAAGAAGGAAUCUGGGAAGAAGCAGUUGAAGAAAACAAGCUCCACCUCGGCUUCAACGAAGAAUCAUGCCAAUCUGAAAAAGUCUUCGUCUGUGAGCUCAGAAGGGACGCCUGCUGAGAAAGACGAAUGUGACGUACAGGAGGAAAAGGAAGAGGAGGUGCAGAAGAACGUAGUAGCUCCCAUAGAAGAGUGGGUGGCUGCUACGCCCCCUGCUGCCCGAGAAGUGCCAGCACACCUUCAGAAACAAGCAAUCCCAGAGGAGUUUGACAUCGACUCUGGGAACUCGGAGGACUGUUACAUGUGUCCGGAGUAUGCAAAGGACAUCUUCGACUACCUCAAAAAGAGAGAGGAAAAAUUUGUCCUCUGUAACUACAUGCCCCAGCAGCCCAGCCUCAACCCCGAGAUGAGGGCCAUCCUGAUUGACUGGCUGGUUGAAGUACAGGAGAACUUUGAGCUGUACCACGAGACCCUGUACCUGGCCGUGAAAAUGACGGACCACUACCUGUCCAAGACUCCAGUGGACAAGGAGCUGCUGCAGCUCGUUGGCUCUACCGCCAUGCUCAUAGCCUCCAAAUUUGAGGAGCGCAGUCCGCCUUGUGUCGACGACUUUCUUUAUAUUUGCGAUGACGCGUACAAGAGGGAGGAGCUCAUCUCCACAGAGGCCACCAUCCUGCAGACGCUGUCCUUCGACAUCAACAUCCCCAUCCCCUAUCGGUUCCUCAGACGUUAUGCCAAGUGUGUGAGUGCCGGCAUGGACACGCUGACUCUAGCCCGGUACUACUGCGAGAUGAGUCUCAUGGAGAUGGAGCUAGUGACGGAGAGAGGCUCGCUGCUGGCCUCAGCCUGCCUGCUGAUGGCGUUGGUCACCAAAGACCUGGGAGGAUGGUCUCCCAUCCUGCAGUUCCACUCCGGCUAUGAGACGUCAGAUUUGGCGCCCGUUGUCAGGAAGCUCUACAUGAUGCUUUCAGCCCCCGCAGACGAUAAACUCAGAGCCAUCAGAAACAAAUACUCGCACAAGGUGUUUUUCGAGGUUGCGUCCCUGCCGUUGGUCAACAUUGACAUUUUGGAGAAAGCUUUGUCCCAGUGAGAUGUCACCUCAAAACCCCAAAAAUGUCAUCUUGCCAGUUUGUAUAUAAUUUGUUAAUAUGUUAAAUAUUUAUACACAUAGUCUAGUCUUGUCUUUUAUAUAAUAUUGGAAAUAAAUCUUUAAUGCCAGUUUGUGAAGGAAAAGAGUUUUAAUGUGGGCAAGUUUGCCAGUUUGUUUUCUAGCGUUGGUACACUUUUUUUGGCAUUCAUUUUAUUACUUUUAUCAGAUAAAAAGAGAAAUCUGAAUUCAUUAGUAAUUUGUAAGCCUUGUCUGUGUGUGCGUACGUUUUUAAGUUAAUGGGUGAGAUGGAGAAGUUGUCAAAUGCUUACUUUUACUGAUAAAUUAUGCACUGGCCCUCAAGUUAUAGGUUUUCAUAUAUCGCUGAAGUUGGCUGGGAUGCCUGUUUGUAUUUUCAAACAUUGUACAGUGUUUAUCAUGUUAAUAUCACCAUCCUAAAUAUUUGUAUAAAAGACGACCGGAUGAUACUGUGCUAUUUUUAAAUAGCUGUCAUGCGUACUCUUAAAAUAAAGAUGUUUUUUAUUUGUUUGAUAAAA
Micropterus salmoides (largemouth bass) is the source of this 1673-nucleotide messenger RNA. Its product is annotated as G2/mitotic-specific cyclin-B3-like. The transcript is spliced from 9 exons. Gene Ontology annotation, cellular component: cyclin-dependent protein kinase holoenzyme complex; cytoplasm; nucleus. Gene Ontology annotation, molecular function: cyclin-dependent protein serine/threonine kinase regulator activity. The record is from RefSeq and is a predicted model, not a curated record. The annotation marks the transcript as partial. NCBI's taxonomy places the organism in Eukaryota, Metazoa, Chordata, Actinopteri, Centrarchiformes, Centrarchidae. Gene Ontology annotation, biological process: mitotic cell cycle phase transition; regulation of cyclin-dependent protein serine/threonine kinase activity.